Molecule: messenger RNA, 1320 nt
Organism: Guyanagaster necrorhizus
Lineage: Eukaryota; Fungi; Basidiomycota; Agaricomycetes; Agaricales; Physalacriaceae
Product: PSS-domain-containing protein
Exons: 13
Coding region: 1-1320 (439 amino acids)
Biological process (GO): phosphatidylserine biosynthetic process
Molecular function (GO): L-serine-phosphatidylethanolamine phosphatidyltransferase activity
Source: RefSeq, a predicted model, not a curated record
AUGGAGCUGUCAUCACCAGUUGAUGAUUCGGAUAGCGCAGGCGUAGAGUCUGAGCCGAUCCCUGGGCUGAAUGGGGUUCCCGUACGAUGGUACGAUGCAGAUCGCACAGAACCCUACACGCGGAUCACCCCCUUCCAAGAACGGCAUGAUACCAGCGUCGAAUUCUUCUACAAACCCAUAACACUCUCCGCCCUCGCCCUAGGCCUCGCCCUCCUCGCAUACGUAGCGACCACCCAAUCCGUCCUCGAAGAAGGCCGCGACAAACGACGCGUCGGCGCCUAUGCCUCCCUCCUCUCCUUCCUCAUGUUCUCCAUCCUCCAGUUCCGCGAUGGCCCCUUCAUCCGGCCCCACCCCGCCUUCUGGCGCAUGGUCCUCGGCAUCAACCUCCUGUACGAGUUGGCCCUGGUCUUUUUGCUCUUCCAGGAUCUGGACUCGGCGAGGGGGAUGAUGAGAGAGUUGGACCCCGCCUUGGGCGUGCCCUUGCCGGAGAAGAGCUAUGCGGAGGAUUGUACGCUUAGCUGGGGGGUCGUUUGGAAUGCGCUCGACGUGUUUUGUGUUGCCCAUACGCUCGGUUGGUUCGGCAAGGCGAUGAUUUUGAGGGAUUAUUGGUUUUGUUGGAUCCUGAGUAUCGCGUUCGAGCUGGCAGAGUAUAGCUUACAGCACCAGCUCGCUAAUUUUGCAGAGUGGAUCUUGGACGUGCUAAUCUGCAAUUGGAUUGGCACCUACCUCGGAAUGAAAGUUUGCCAGUAUUUGGAAGUCAAGCCUUACGAAUGGCGUGGCCUACGCCAACACCGGGGCCUCCGCUCCAAGGCUCGACGCGUCCUAAGCCAGUUCUCGCCCCACGACUUUACGGCUUUCAAAUGGGGAACGGCAUCUUCGUUUAUGCACUAUAUCAGUGUGGUGCUCCUUCUGGCUGUUUUCCUCGCAGCGGAGCUAAACCCGUUUUAUCUCAAGACUCUCUUGUGGAUGGAGCCUGAUCAUCCUAUCGUCAUUAUGAGGUUGGCGUUUGUGUUCUUGUGUGCGCUUCCUGCGGUGAGGGAGCUGUAUCAGUAUAUUAAUGAUCCGAGAAAAGCUGUGAGGAUGGGCCAACACGUCUGGCUCCUCCUGGCGACUAUCCUUACCGAGAUCCUUGUCAUCAGGAAGUGGAGCGUGGGCGUGUUCACUGAGCCGUUCCCGGCGAGGGUCAAAUGGGGCUUGGGUACCGGCGCGGUGCUGUUGGUGCUGUAUCCGGUUGUGCAGUUUGGUAUUCCGAGUGCCAGGAGGUACGUUCGUAAAGAGAAGAGGAAGGCGAGGGGCAGGCCAGGGUUGAAGAUAGAGUGA